AUCUACAUUCACAUCACACAUAAACUAGAUACCCACACGCUCAACAGCUCGAAUCACGACCACAUACGCUCCAGUCCGGCCCCCAGCAUCUUACACCAGUUCCAGCCCCCUCCAAUUCGGAGCAAACUCCGAGACACGCCCUAGCCCAAGUCAACACUCGUCUCGCUCGUUGUCGAUCUCUGCGCGUGGCCUCUCGCACAUUUUACAAACUACGGCCCCAUCUCGACCUUUUAUAGUCGCGUCGGAGGCGGUACGCGCACGUCCCGCGAGGCUCUAGACACCACGCCAACCGCCGCCGUUGACAACUUGCUUUUCGGCCCGCACCGACGCACUGCCUCCCAAGCCAUCACGCGCCCCAUCUCGCCAUUUGCCCCGUCCCCAGAGACUCGAACGCGCCGUGACUGCCUAGGAGAGCGCGGCCUGCACAGUGCUCAGAGAUGGCCGCCUCUGCGCAUCACCCACCACGGGCAGGCCACGGCUAUGCCAGCAACCUGCAGAACACGAGAGCCGCUCAGCUCGCCACUGCGUACCAGCAGCUCGCCAAGGAGCUCUCCAGCGACAAGAUCAAGGUCGUGGGGGCUUACACCCUGGGCAAGAUCAUUGGCGAAGGAACUUUUGGCUCUGUGCACAUCGCGACACACCGUCUAACGGGCACUCGCUGCGCAAUCAAGAAGAUUCCCAAGUCUGCAUCGGCCCAGCUGACGCGCGAAAUCCACCACCACCGGAGGCUGCACCACCCUCACAUUGUCCACCUCCACGAGAUUAUCGCGACCGAGUCCCAUAUUUGGCUCGUGUCAGAACUCUGCUCGGGUGGCGAGCUCUUCGACUAUCUCGUCGAGCGUGGGCGCAUCCUCGAGGGCGAAGGACGUCGGCUAUUUGGCGAACUUUGCGCCGCCGUGGGAUUCCUUCACCGACAGGGCGUUGUCCACCGAGACCUCAAGCUCGAGAAUGUCUUGUUAGACGGAGAGCUGCGCGUCAAGCUCGGUGACCUGGGCUUUGCUCGCGAGUACCAGCGCGGAAGGUUAAUGGAGACAUUCUGCGGUACCACGGGUUAUGCCAGUCCCGAAAUGCUGGCUGGCAAGAAGUACCAGGGCGUGGAGACGGAUGUUUGGUCCCUCGGCAUCAUCCUCUACACACUCUUGUGUGGAGGGCUCCCCUUUGAUGACGAUGACGAGCGUGUCAUGAAGGACCUCAUCGAGCGGGGCGAGUACGAAGAACCAGAAUGGCUGUCAGAGGAUGCCCGUUCAUUAAUACGAGGCAUGUUGCGGCUCAACCCCUCCGAACGCUUGUCAAUGGAUGGCAUUCUCAACCACCAGUGGUUCAAGAAGACCAUGUAUGACAGCUUGCAAGGCGCAGUCAGCACCGACGACCCCAGGUCCUUCAACUCGUUCCACUCGGAUGACCAGCGCUCCGUCCCUAAUUCCCCGAUGCCCCACCAGACAAGCUUUGGCGACACCGGACUCAAGCCCGUUCCCUCAUCCACUUCCAUCUCGUCGUUCCCAUUCUCACCCCGCACAUCAGCAUCACCACAGCAGCAAACCAAGGACGCGAGCACGUCGCCAGACGCCGAUUCCGCCCCGUCAGAGACCUCGUUUGAGUUUGGUGACUGGACACACAGCAAGCCAGCAAGCGGAGACACGACACCGACAACUGCCGAGAACGAGGACGAGGUCGGCGAGCUGGCUUCGCGGGCAGAGAAUGACAGCAACAAGCUGGAUCUGCAGCACCAGAACAGCAGCCAGUCGACCAUCCGCAAGGCCGAGUCUCCUAGCAAUGCUGGGUCUUCCUCCUCUCGCAAGGUCUCACGGCGCGGAACGCUUGAAGGACAGAAGGAGGAUGAGUCUGGGACCACCAGUGCCACCGAGGAGCGGCAGGGUCUGUCAAGUUUGCCAAUGAUUGAGGAGCACUCGCUCCCCUUGCCAGUCGCCGACCAUUCUCGAACGCCGGUGCGAACAAAACGGCGGUCGCUCACAUCGCAACUUCCUGUGGAGCGACGGCACUCGCACCAAGGUACCUCUGGACAGUGGCAGGCGUUCCAGCCCGAGGACUAUCUCAUUCUGGUCAACACCGACCAGCCGCCGCUGUUCUCAACGGCCUCGGAGAAGCAGCUUCUUCACCAGAUGUCCGACCUUGGUUUCGACACUGGCCAGAUUGUUCACUCGGUGUCCAAUGACGCUUGUGAUAGCUCGGCUGCCAUGUGGUGGAUUCUCCGGUUCAAGCAGCUGGAGCGCGGUGAGACGGAUGAUGUCGUUGAAGCCCGCCGUGCGUCAGCGGCUCGGAAACGAGAGCGCGCGGCGCGGCGGGCCAGGGAACGCCGCGCCGAAGCUGGCGAGCGCUCGCCGUCUGCAGCAGCAUUCACGUCCGACCAUAUCAACCCACCUACGUUUACCGUGUCAUCUACCGACCAGUCCAGAGCCAAAACUCCAGAGCAUGGCAUCCCGCCAUCGUCGACUACGUCGACAAGCACCCUUCUGGCUCCCCAUCGAGGCGACGGAGCAGAGCACAGGCACUCGCCACCACACUCCCCAAUUGCCGUCAUCACGCAGACACCCCCGACCUUGGAGCUGUCACCACCUCGGGACAAGAACAAGAACCGCUCGCCAUCGAUGACGAUGCUUCAGCGCGCGACUUCAGUUCUAGCACUUGGUGGUAAGAAGCACGACGUAAAAGAGGGACACAACCAGCACCCAAGUCGAGACUUCGGCGACCGUGAGCCGAGGGAGCCGAGUUGGCAUUCCUCCGAGACGACCGACUCUGGACCGAAGCGAGCCGAUUCGCCAGGAAAGACGAUGCCGAUCCCCAUGCCGCCGCGGAUGCCGAGAAGCGAGAGUGAUCCGACGUUACUGAAUGCCGACUCGUCACAGCCAGGGUCGCACCGAAGCCGGGAGCCAUCACCAGCCCUAAUCCCGAUCACUCCCGCCAGCCAGCCCAGCGAUCGGUCAGGUGGCGAAUCGUUCAGCAGGAGUGCAGAGUCGACGCUGGAAGCCGCUCGGCUCAAGGCUCCUAAAAAGGAUAGUAUCUGGGCGCAGUUCCGCCAUCUCUUCAACGAGGACAAGCGGCGCAAGAAGCGCGAGCCAUCGCCGAUCCGGGUUCCUAACAAGCCGCCGCCUAUCGUCGUUCCGUCGAGGGGCAUUGGUGCGCGGGGUCCUCACAUGAACCGCACACCACUCCCGGGUUCUUCUCGUCGCGCUUCGUUUGACGGCGGCCGUGGACUCUACUCGCACCGUUCGAGCAGUGUCAACUCUCGUCGGUCUUCUAUCGCGUCCAACCACUAUGCCGACUUUACGAUCAACAUGAACGAUGGGCUCAACUACAGUCUUAACCGACGAGCGAGUGAGCGUAGUCAUCGGAGCACCAGAAGUGCUCGCAGCGGUGGGACGCAGACCCCAACUUCCGAUCACGAACUUGGCUCUGUGCGCCGACGCGGGGGAGACAGCCGCCGAUCGUCGCUGCGCUCUCCCACAAUGCAGUCGGAAGGAUCUGGUCGUUUCCGUGCCCCGCCGGCCUCACCGCUUCACGACUACCACCGCAGAGCGGCGUCCGGCAGUUCGUCGACGAGGGUCCGCCACAUGAAGGUGCUGCAUGAGGCAAAGGUUAUGAGACCGGCGUCUGUCGCCUCGAGCGUUAGAUCCAACGUUUCGUCUCGCGCAUCAUCAAUCGAUCUUAGCCGGCAAGCCGACCGUGAUGAGAGCGAUGCCGACCUGUCGCAAGACGCCGCGUCUACCCGCGGCAAACGACUUGAGGACAGAGCGACCUUGUCCCACCAUCAUGGCAUGCACACCAGAACGCGCUCGCCUCUGGCCCUGAGCGCGCAUGGUUCUCUUGGCCGCGGGAAGCCGCCGCUCCGCGACGUGUUCCAGAACAAGGACCUCGACGACGACUGGGAGAGCGAGGACGACGACGCAUUUGCUGGUGGGCUCGGCCAGCAGUCGUCUGGAGGCGCGACGACUUCGUUCCAGAACAGGUGGAGCGUCAACACGGCAUACCCUGGUGCUGCUCCAUCAGGCCCUGCUACUGGCCGAUUCAACUCUGCAGGCAAGCGCGCGCCUCCUGGCAUGGCGUCACGAAACCCUGCACCAGCGCGAAUCGACGAAGGGAGCGGCAGCAGUAGCAAGCCGGCUGCGAAGAGUGCACCGGAGUCGACAUCGACAACUUCAUCGUCGUGUGCUUCGACAACCACACGAGGCCGGCGCGGCACCGUCGGCGCGGCACGCACACAAGCGCCCGUGAUCGAGGAGGAGGACGAGGAGGAAGAAUAG
Molecule: messenger RNA, 4259 nt
Organism: Vanrija pseudolonga
Lineage: Eukaryota; Fungi; Basidiomycota; Tremellomycetes; Trichosporonales; Trichosporonaceae
Product: Serine/threonine-protein kinase MARK2
Exons: 5
Coding region: 438-4259 (1273 amino acids)
Biological process (GO): intracellular signal transduction; protein phosphorylation
Cellular component (GO): cytoplasm
Molecular function (GO): protein serine/threonine kinase activity; ATP binding
Source: RefSeq, a predicted model, not a curated record